UAACAGAUGUGGUUCUGUAUUUACCAUUUACUUCUGCAACAAUUUAAGAAUUCUUAAUUUUAAAUACAUUAUUUUAUAAGAAAAAUGUUGGCUUCAACAAAUAAUUCUGUUGUGUCUGCUUCCGGUAUCCCUGACAAAGCAUGGCAACCACAUUUUGUUACACUUGAAACGACAAUGGGGGAAAUAACAAUAGAACUGUAUUGGAAACAUGCACCAAACACCUGCCGUAAUUUUGCUGAGCUAUCACGGCGCGGAUACUAUAAUAAUGUCGUCUUCCACCGCAUUAUCCGCGAUUUCAUGAUUCAAGGCGGUGAUCCCACAGGAACAGGACGUGGUGGCACAUCUAUCUAUGGCAAUGAAUUCCCUGAUGAAAUACAUUCAGAUCUUAAGCAUACUGGCGCAGGAAUAUUAUCAAUGGCUAACUCUGGUCCUGACACGAAUGGCUCACAAUUCUUUAUUACGUUAGCGCCUACACAAUGGCUUGACGGAAAGCAUACAAUAUUUGGACGUGUGUAUUCUGGAAUGCAGGUAGUAAAACGUAUUGGUUUGGCAGAGACUGACAAAAGCGAUCGACCUGUUGAUAGUGUGCGUAUAGUAAAAGCAAAAGUUGAGAAAUAUUAAGUGAAUAGAACUAAUUUAUUGCUAAUUCUUUGUGUAUUUUUCAUACCAAUUACAAUAAUAACACAUACAAUCUAUAA
Molecule: messenger RNA, 698 nt
Organism: Ceratitis capitata (Mediterranean fruit fly)
Lineage: Eukaryota; Metazoa; Arthropoda; Insecta; Diptera; Tephritidae
Gene: Cypl
Product: peptidyl-prolyl cis-trans isomerase-like 1
Exons: 2
Coding region: 85-621 (178 amino acids)
Biological process (GO): protein peptidyl-prolyl isomerization; protein folding
Cellular component (GO): catalytic step 2 spliceosome
Molecular function (GO): peptidyl-prolyl cis-trans isomerase activity
Source: RefSeq, a predicted model, not a curated record